AUGACAGAUUGGUCUUCGGAGAAGAUCGCCAAGGCAUUGAAGGGAUCUGGCUUGAAUACCAAAGAAAGGAUCAAUAUAGCAAUAGAUGCUUGGAAUAAUGAUAAGAUUUUUUUUCCCAACAAGGACGACUUUUUAUUUGAUUGGCUCUGCUUUGCUUUAGCUUCCAAACCCAAUACAAAAAAGUAA
Molecule: messenger RNA, 186 nt
Organism: Halteromyces radiatus
Lineage: Eukaryota; Fungi; Mucoromycota; Mucoromycetes; Mucorales; Cunninghamellaceae
Exons: 1
Coding region: 1-186 (61 amino acids)
Source: RefSeq, a predicted model, not a curated record